Linum tenue is the source of this 294-nucleotide messenger RNA. The record is from the annotation of a GenBank genome assembly. NCBI's taxonomy places the organism in Eukaryota, Viridiplantae, Streptophyta, Magnoliopsida, Malpighiales, Linaceae.
AUUAAUGAUAAUCCUGGAUGGACAUUCAUUUCUGACAAGCAAAAGGGUCUAAUGCCAGCACUAGAUGAGGUGUUUCCCUCUAGUGAGAAGCGUCAUUGUACCAGGCAUCUUGUGACCAAUCUAAGUGCUGCAUGUGGAUCAUCAGCGAGGGUUAAGGAGCUAUUCUGGGAAGCAGCUCGAGUCACCACUGUCUCUGAAUUUCAAGUUGCUAUGAGAAGCCUGUCGGAUUACAACAAGCCCUCUUAUGAUUGGCUUGUUGACAAGCCAUACUACCAUUGGUCCAGGUCGCAUUUU